Molecule: messenger RNA, 4113 nt
Organism: Beta vulgaris subsp. vulgaris (sugar beet)
Lineage: Eukaryota; Viridiplantae; Streptophyta; Magnoliopsida; Caryophyllales; Amaranthaceae
Product: protein CROWDED NUCLEI 4
Exons: 9
Coding region: 380-3652 (1090 amino acids)
Biological process (GO): nucleus organization
Cellular component (GO): nucleus
Source: RefSeq, a predicted model, not a curated record
UUCAGACAGACCUGGCCAAAUAAUUUGAAGUCAACACUUCAAUUUACCAAUAAAAGCAUCUCCUCCUUUAUUUAAAUUUCAAAAAUCAAAAUCCCACCACUAAACAUGUCCUAAAAGGCGGGGUUCAAAUUAAAAACCCUCCUCAAUACGACGCCGUCUUCACCUCUUCACUCACCCUCUCAGUAAAAAAAAAAAAAACAAAAACAAAGAGCGGAACAAAAAAGCAAACCAAUUCCUCUCUCUAUCUCUCUGUUCAAAUCAUCAUCACCUUCAAGAAAGAAACACACACAAAAAAAAGUAACAAAAAGAAUCUUUUUUUUUAGUUUUAGGGUUUCGUGUUUUUUCUCCAUCAUUGUCUUCUCGAGGAGAGAGAAAAUCAAUGGCGAGUCCCCGGAUUCCGGCGACUCCAUCUCCGACGACAUUGCGACCGAUUACAAUAACUCCGGGAUCGAGAAUUCUAGACGUUUCUUCUCCGGCGACUAACGGUCGUUCUCUUUUCUCCGAUGAAGGGAUCUGGAAGCGUCUUCGUGACUCUGGCUUCGAUGAAGACUCUAUUCGUCGCAGAGAUAAAGCCGCUCUUAUUGCUUAUAUUGCCAAGCUUGAAGCUGAGAUUUAUGAGCUUCAACACAACAUGGGACUUCUUAUUUUGGAAAGAAAGGAUUUUGCUACCAAGUAUGAAGAAGGUAGAUUAUCUUCUGAAACCACAGAAGUAAGUCAUAUGCGUGAUCGAGCUGCAUUAUCAUCAGCCUUAGCUGAAGCCAGGAAACGAGAAGAUAACCUCAAGAAGGCCUUAGGAGUAGAGAAGGAAUGCGUCGCAAAUAUUGAAAAAGCCUUGCAUGAAAUGCGUACUGAGUGUGCUGAGGUGAAGGUUGCAGCAGAGAGUAAAAUGGCUGAAUCACGCAGUAUGGUUGAAGAUGCUCAGAGAAAGUAUGUUGAGGCCGAGGCAAAGCUGCACACCGCUGAAUCUUUGCGAGAUGAAGCAAGGCGAUGCGAACGAGCUGCAGGAAGAAAGCUUCAGGAGGUUGAAUCACGUGAAGAUGAUCUUCGUCGUCAAAUGGCAUCUUUUAAAUCUGAUUGUGAUGUCAAGGAGAAAGAAAUUAUGCUUGAAAGGCAAUCAUUGGUGGAGAGACAGAAAGUGAUGAAUGAAGCACAGAACAAAUUACAUGAUGGUCAAGCUAUGCUAAAUCAGAGGGAAGCCGAUAUUCUUACUAAAUCUCAAGCACUGAGAAAGACUGAGAAGGAGCUGGAGAAUCAGAAAGAGAAUAUUGCUGCUGAAUGGAAGACCUUAUUGGAGGAGAAGUCCAAUUUGGAGCUAGCUGCACUCUCCCUUUCUGAACGAGAGAAGGCUGUUAUUGAAAAGGAGGGUAUUUUGAUCAAGAAAGAGCAGGACUUCCUCAUUUCACAAGAAAAAUUGGCAAGCAAGGAACAUAAUGAAGUCCAAAAACUCAUAGCUGAACAGGAAAGUACCUUGAGACGCAGAAACGACGAAUUUGAAGCAGAGCUCGCGGUAAGAAAGAAAUUGGCAGAAGAAGAUAUUGAGACAAGGAGGAGGGCCUGGGAGUUAAGUGAACUGGAUCUUAAACAACGUGAGGAUGUUAUUUUAGAGAAGGAGCAAGAUUUGGAGGUGCAAGCUAGGGUGAUAGCAGACAAGGGUAAAGAUUUAGCUGAGAAGUUAAAAGUUGUGGCGGAGAAGGACUGUCAUCUUCAGAAGUCUGAGAAUGAGGUUGAGCUAAUGAAAAACACUUUGCAAAAAGAGAGGGAGGAGAUUGAUAAGGCAAAAGUUGACCUAGAGAAGUCUUCACUUUAUUUGGAAGAGGAGAAGAAUCAAAUUGCUGAGGCAAAAAACAAGUUGGAGCUUAUGAAAUGUGAAUCAAGUGAGCUUCUCAUGUUAGAAAGAAAAUUGAAAGAGGAAAUUGAUUCAAUCAGAGCUCAGAAUCUGCAACUUGAGGCUGAGGCUGAAAAACUGAAGAUUGAGAAGGCAAAGUUUGAGACAGAGUGGGAAGUUAUUGAUGAGAAAAGGGAGGAAUUGCGAAGGGAAGAAGAACGUAUAGCUGCGGAGAAACUCCUAAUUUCCAAGUUUCUCAAAGAUGAACGUGACAGCCUAAAUGUGGAGAAAGAGGCUCUGCGUGAGCAAUACAAACAGGAUCUAGAAUCACUUUCUCUUGAUCGAGAAACCUUCCGAAGUGAGAGUCAGCGUGAGCGUUCUGAGUGGUUCACCAAAUUUCAGCAAGAACGUGCAGAUUUCUUGCUAGAGAUCGAAUGUCGAAAAAGAGAGUUGGAGGAUUGCAUCAACAAACGGCGUGAAGAUAUUGAAAGCUACUUAAAAGAGAAGGAGAAAGCAUUUGAAGAAGAGAAAAAGAGAGAACUUCGCUAUAUUAGUUCUCUGAAGGAAGAUCUGAUGACAGAACAAGAGCAUAUUGCUCUGGCACUAAAAAAGCUCGACACAGAGAAGAUGGAAAUCAAAUUGGAUCGUGAGGAGAGGGAAAAGGCAUGGGCGGAGUUACAGAAUCUUAUCGAAGAGCUUCAGACGCAAAGACUUAAACUGAAGGAACAGAGGGAAUUGCUGCAUGCGGAUAGGGAAGAGAUACUUUCUCAGAUUGAACAACUUGUCAAAUUAGAGGAUUUGAAAGUCAAUUCUGAUAGAAUUUUAGUUCCUGUUACAAAGCCAACCUGUGCAGAGUCAACCCCUGAAGUCUCUGUACGUGUUCCUUCUCUGGAGCCAAUACAGGAAAUUGUUGCUGCAGAAGAUGGGCAAAAUAUGGGAAGUGAUUCACCACCAAGCACUACUGUUUCCUGGCUGAAAAAAUGUGCUUCUUUGAUGUUUAAGCAUUCACCAGACAAACCCUUGAAGCACAUGGAACCAUCUUCAUAUUCCGAGUGUGAAGUCGGAAACUCUAGAUUUUUCGAGAAAGACUUAACAAACAUAAAUGAUCAAUCAAAACAGGGGAUGUCCAAGGAGUUUGAUCUCAUAAAAUCGGUGGGAAGUGCAGGCCAGCUAACUGGAACUGGUUCAGAAGAGCCGAAAGUGAUUCAUGAAGUUCCUUCUGUGGAUGAAGACUGGGCAGAUCUGGUAGCAACUAAAGAUGUGCAUGAAAGCUAUUCCCCUGCUUUAGUUAGCACUAGCCGGAAAAGAAGAGUUGACGACUCACAUGUUCCUGGGAGUGAUGCUGUGACUCUGGACGACGAAGUAAGUAAGAAGAAGAGGCGGCAGCAUGAUGGUGAUACUUCUGAUGGAUCUCUUAAUGUCACUCCCCACUGUGUGGAAUCUAAGCAGACAAGUAUUGUUGAUGAUCAAUGCAUCGUCAGUUUAUCAACGCAGAGCUCAAGUAAAGACAAUAAAAAUGAAAUUUCCUAUCAAGCCAAGAUAUGUUCUGAAAUCCCUCUGGAGAUGACUGAAACUGGCAAACCUGCACAUCAGCUUGAGCAAAGCGAAUCUGACAAAUCUGUAAUGAGGUGUGUCAUUCAGAAGCAGACAGUGAUACAAGAAGUUCUCAUAGUGGAAGAUGCUGGAGAAGCAAAGAGGCAACUGGAGGAGGAAGGUGCUACUGAGUUGAAAGUGCCGGGAAAUGAGGAUCCUUCAAGUGCCACCGAUAAGCCAGAAAUUGCUCAGGAGAAAAUUAAAACUCGGUCAAAGACCAAGCAGAAAUCAUAAACAGUUUGCUCUAUCAACUGCUCCAGCGGUUAGGCCCCGUGCAUUCUAUUAUCUGGAUGUUGGCAUCCAAUGCACAAUUCACUGAAUUGUAUGCGCUAUUUUCUUUGACAGGUUUAUUAUCUCUGAGCUUGCUCAAUCUAAAGGGUUGGUUAGUUCUUUUGACCUAGGUCUCCGGUUAUCUCGCUUGUGACGUAUACUUGUAAAUGAUUUAGAUAAUAGUGUGAUUCAGGGUGUAUUUAGUAGGUUCCUCAUUUGAUGUUUCAUAUAAUGUAUUUUGUGCAUCUGUUGGACUUUUCUUACCGAAAGUUUGGGAGUGUUCGUGAUGGUUGGUAUUACAGGGCACUAUUUUUUUUCUGUCCUGCGGCUAUGCUAGCUUAUGAGAAUGUUAAUGAAUUCUGAGAUGUUUAUGAUUAUUUUUGGAUUUUUCCUGAACUUGAAUCAAAUGGUUUUUAUUUUUAAUA